Messenger RNA from Trichechus manatus latirostris (Florida manatee), 4338 nucleotides. It is a transcript of the gene PRG4, whose product is annotated as proteoglycan 4. The record is from RefSeq and is a predicted model, not a curated record. The coding region runs from base 82 to 4338 and encodes 1418 amino acids. Gene Ontology annotation, biological process: immune response. Lineage: Eukaryota; Metazoa; Chordata; Mammalia; Sirenia; Trichechidae. Gene Ontology annotation, molecular function: scavenger receptor activity; polysaccharide binding. The transcript has 15 exons.
AUAUGUUAGCACUGAUCUUAAAAAGAAGUUUUUAAUACUUUCAUUUUAUUUUCAGCAAGGACACAGUACCUGAAAAUAACCAUGAAGUGGAAAAUACUUCCUAUUUACUUGCUGCUGCUGCUUUCUGUUUUCUUGAUUCAGCACGUUUCUUCUCAAGAUUUAUCAAGCUGUGCAGGGAGAUGUGGGGAAGGGUAUUCUAGAGAUGCUGCCUGCAACUGUGAUUAUAACUGCCAAUACUACAUGGAGUGCUGCCCUGACUUCAAGAAAGUCUGCACUGUGGAGCUUUCCUGUAAAGGCCGCUGCUUCGAGUCCUUCAGGCGAGGGAGAGAAUGUGACUGUGACUCAGACUGUAAGAAGUUUGGCAAGUGCUGCCAUGAUUAUGAGAGUUUCUGUGAAGAAGUGCAUAACCCCACAUCACCACCAUCUUCAAAGACUGCACCUCCAGCUCCAGCAGCAUCUCACAACAUCAAAUCAUCCACCAAACAUUCACCUAAAUCACCAAACAAGAAGAAGAUUAAGACAGUUAUAGAAUCAGAGGAAAUAACAGAAGAAUAUUCUGUUUCUGAAAAUCAAGAGUUCUCCUCCUCCUCUUCCUCUUCCUCUCCAAAUACUCGGAAAAUCAAGUCUUCCAAAAAUUCAGCUGCUAAUUCAGAAUUAAAGAAGAAACCCAAAGUAAAAGAUAACAAGAAGAAAAGAACUCCUAAAAAGAGACCUACCUCCGAACCACCAGCUGUAGAUGAAGCUGGAAGUGGAUUGGAUAAUGGCGAUUUCAAGCUCACUCCAACUCCUUACAUUUCUACCAGCAAGGGCAGUAAAGUUACCACAUCUCCCAAGACCACAACAGCAAAACCAAUAAAUCCUAAACUGAGUCUUACACCUAAUCCUAAUACAAGUGCCGCUAAGGUCACAUCCAAGGAGACAUCUUCAACAGCCAAUAAAGAGACAACAGAAGAAACUAAAGAGGCUGGUACCACUAAACAGACUUCAACUAGUGCAAAAGAGAAGACUACUUCAGCUAAAGAGACACAAAGUGCAGAGAAAACAUCUGGCAAAGAUUUUGCUCCCACAUCUGAAGUGCCUGCUAAACCUACACCCAAAGCUGAAACUAUAACCAAAGCCCCUACUCUCACCACCACAAAGGAGCCUGCACCCCCUACCACCAAGAAGCCAGUUCCCACCACCCUCAAGCAGCCUGUACCCGCCACCCUCAAGGAGCCAGCUCCCACUAGUCCCAAGGAGCCCACGACCACCACCACCAAGGAGCCCAUGACCACCACCACCAAGGAGCCCGUGACCACUACCAUCAAGGAGCCCGCACCCACCACCCCCAAGGAGCCCACACCCACCACCCCCAAGGUGCCAGCUCCCACUACUCCCAAGGAGCCCGUGACCACCACCACCAAGGAGCCUGCAACCACCACCACCAAGGAGCCCGUGACCACCACCCCCAAGGGGCCUGUACCCACCACCCCCAAGGAGCCAGCUCCCACUAGCCCCAAGGAGCCUGCGACCACCACCACCAAGGAGCCCAUAACCACCACCACCAAGGAGCCCACACCCACCACCCCCAAGGUGCCAGCUCCCUCCACUCCCAAGGAGCCCGCACCCACCACCCACAAGGUGCCAGCUCCCACCACCCCCAAGGAGCCCGCAACCACCACCCCCAAGGGGCCUGCAAUCACCACCACCAAGGAGCCAGCUCCCACUAGCCCCAAGGAGCCUGUGACCACCAUCACCAAGGAGCCCACACCCACCACUCCCAAGGAGCCUGCACCCACCACCCCCAAGGUGCCAGCUCCCACUAUUCCCAAGGAGCCCGUGACCACCACCACCAAGGAGCCUGCAACCACCACCCCCAAGGAGCCCGUGACCACCACCACCAAGGAGCCCACACCCACCACCCCCAAGGUGCCAGCUCCCUCCACUCCCAAGGAGCCCGUACCCACCACCCCCAAGGUGCCAGCUCCCACCACUCCCAAGGAGCCUGCAACCACCACCCCCAAGGAGCCCGUGACCACCACCCCCAAGGGGCCUGCAAUCACUACCACCAAGGAGCCUGUGACCACCACCACCAAGGAGCCCACACCCACCACCCCCAAGGUGCCAGCUCCCACUACUCCCAAGGAGCCUGUAACCACCACCCCCAAGGAGCCCGUGACCACCACCCCCAAGGAGCCUGCAAUCACUACCACCAAGGAGCCUGCACCCACCACCCCCAAGGAGCCCGCACCCACCACCCCCAAGGUGCCAGCUCCCACUACUCCCAAGAAGCCCAUGACCACCACCACCAAGAAGCCUGCAACCACCACCCCCAAGGAGCCUGUACCCACCACCCCCAAGGAGCCAGCUUCCACUAGCCCCAAGGAGCCCAUGACCACCACCACCAAGGAGCCCACGACCACCAACACCAAGAAGCCCACACCCACCACCCCCAAGCUGCCAGCUCCCACUACUCCCAAGGAGACCAUGACCACAACCACCAAGGAGCCUGCACCCACCACCCCCAGGGAGCCUGCACCCACCACCCCCAGGGAGCCUGCACCCACCACCCCCAAGGUGCCAGCUCCCAAGGAGCCCACCCCUACUACCCCUGAGGAGCCCACUCCUACCACCUCUGAGGAGCCCGCUCCCACCAUCCUCAAGGAUCCCACACCGACCACCCCUGAGGAGCCCACUCCUACCACCCCUGAGGAGCCCACUCCAACUACUCCUGAGACACCUGCUCCAACCACCUCAGAGUCCUCUACUCCAACCACCACCAUGGAGCCUCCCUCUACCCCCAAGAUUCCUGCUAAACCAACUCCUGAGCUACCUGAAGAACCCACAUCAAAGGCUAUUGAAGACAGCCCCAAGGAGCCUACUGUACCUAUAACCAAGGGUCCUGAAGUGACCAAACCCGAAAUGACUACAACACCUGAAAUUACAACUCCUGCACCUAAGAUGACAACAAAAAUACCCACAACUACAAGAAAAGAAAAGACUUCUGAAUCUAAAAUAACAAGUACAACUAUGCAAGUGACAACUAUCCCAACUGAAGAUACUACAACAUCAGCCAAAACAACUCUUACAGCAACAGCUGUUGCACCCCAAGUAACUACUACAACAAAAAAGACGACUACGACUGAGACUAAGAAGAAACCUGAAGCAACAGCUAUACCAAAAGAUACGGCUACUAAGUCUAAAAAGAAAACUCCCAAACCUCAAAAGCCAACCAAAGCACCCAAAAAACCCACUUCUACCAAAAAGCCAAACACAACACCUAAAGUGAGGAAGCCAAAGAUUAGACCAACUCCCUCAAAGCCGAUGACGUCAACAAUGCCUGAAUUGAGCACUAUCUCUUUAGCUGAAGCCACCACCAGUCCUAACCAAGCUCCAAACUCAGAAAUAGUUGAAGUAUAUCCAAAGAAUGAAGAUAUAGAUGCUGCUGGAGGAGAAAAACCUUACGUGAUUCCCAGGCCCCCUGUGUUAAGACCUAUAGUUAUUUCAGGCAUUGAUUCCUUAGUGAGACCCCAUCAAGGCAUUAACAUCAACCCCACGCUUUCAGAUGAGACUAAUUUAUGCAAUGGUAUACCAGUAGAUGGACUGACUACUUUGCGCAAUGGGACAUUAGUUGUAUUUCGAGGUCAUUAUUUCUGGAUGCUAAGUCCAUUCGGUCCACCCUCUCCACCUCGUAGAAUUACUGAAGUUUGGGGUAUUCCCUCCCCCAUUGAUACUGUUUUUACUAGAUGCAACUGUGAAGGAAAAACUUUCUUCUUUAAGGAUUCUCAGUACUGGCGUUUCACCAAUGAUAUUAAAGAUGCAGGGUAUCCCAAACAAAUAGUAAAAGGAUUUGGAGGACUAAACGGAAAAAUAGUGGCAGCUCUUUCGAUAGCCAAAUACAAAAAUAGGCCUGAAUCUGUGUAUUUUUUCAAGAAAGGUGGCGGCAUUCAGCAGUAUACAUACAAACAGGAACCUGUCAGCAAGUGCACCAGAAGAAGGACUGUUGUCAAUUAUCCAGUGUACAGAGAAACGAUACAGAUUAGGCAACGUCGCUUUGAGCGAGCUAUAGGACCUUCGCAAACACACACCAUCAGAAUUCACUACUCUCCCGUCAAACUCACUUAUCAGGACAAAGGUUUUCUCCAUAAUGAAGUUAAAGUGAGUACACUGUGGAGAGGACUCCCAGCUACGGUUACCUCAGCUAUAUCACUGCCCAACAUCAGAAAACCUGACGGCUAUGAUUACUACGCCUUUUCUAAAGAUCAAUACUAUAACAUCGAUUUGCCUAGUAGAACAGCAAGAGCAAUUACUACUCGUUCUGGGCAGACCCUAUCCAAUGUGUGGUACAACUGCCCUUAG